Parascedosporium putredinis is the source of this 1794-nucleotide messenger RNA. The record is from the annotation of a GenBank genome assembly. NCBI's taxonomy places the organism in Eukaryota, Fungi, Ascomycota, Sordariomycetes, Microascales, Microascaceae.
AUGGCGGCGACUUCGAACUCGAACUCGGGCGCCGACGCCACCGAUCAAACCUCCAACUCCUCGUCCACAAUCUCCUCGCCGCUCGCGGCCGACAACGAAGAAUCCGACUUCUUCAUGGUUAAUAAUGACUCCGAGACCUCUCUAAGUGUUCCUAAUAUACAGGGGAUGAACGUUCGCGAUGCGUCCCCAGAUGACGAUGUCGCUCAGCCCCCGAUCCACCACCUACCAAAUGAGAUCCUCAUCGGCAUAUUUGCUAAGCUCGAGAAGCCUAGUGAGGUCCUCCAGUCCGCACUUUCCGAAAGUUUAAACGAUGGCAGUGUUAUGCCCCUAGGCAUUUGCAACCGAGUUGAGCGGCUUACGCUGACCAACUGUCACCAACUUCACGACACGGGCGUCAUGGCCCUCGUCGAAAACAAUACCUCCCUCCACGCCCUUGACAUCACAGGUCUUUCGCAAAUUACGGAGCAGACGAUAUUGGCAGUCGCUAGGCAUUGCAAACGUCUACAGGGACUCAAUAUCUCCGGUUGCCAAAGAGUGUCAAAUGAAAGCAUGAUUGAGCUCGCGCAAAGCUGUCGCUAUAUCAAGCGGCUUAAAUUGAACGGAUGUCACCAACUACGCGACGACGCGAUCCAGGCAUUCGCUGACCACUGCCCCAAUAUCCUCGAAAUCGAUCUCCACGAGUGUCUCAACAUCACCAACGAACCCAUCACAUCGCUCUUCUUACAAGGGCGGGCUCUUCGAGAGCUUCGCCUCGCCAACUGCGAACUGAUCAGCGACAGCGCAUUCCUCUCGCUUCCUUCGAACCGGACUUUUGAAAACCUGCGCAUUCUCGACCUCACAGCCUGUGCGCGCAUCACGGAUGCUGCGGUACAAAAGAUCAUGGAAGUGGCCCCUAAACUUCGCAAUGUUGUGCUGGCCAAGUGCCGCAACAUCACUGACGCAUCUGUGUACGCCAUCUCCAAGCUCGGCAAGAAUCUGCAUUACAUUCACCUUGGACAUUGCGGGCAGAUCACGGACGAUGCCGUCAAGCAUCUCGUACAGUGCUGCAAUCGCAUUCGGUACAUUGAUCUCGGGUGUUGCACAAACCUAACAGACGACUCGGUCACGCGACUCGCAACCCUCCCGAAGCUUAAGCGUAUCGGACUGGUCAAAUGCAGCAAUAUUACGGAUGAGUCGGUAAUUGCGCUGGCGCGUCGCCAACACUCGCGGUCGCGCAACGGCGGUCUCGGUCCCGACUACUACGUGUCCAGCUUGGAGCGGGUCCAUCUUAGCUACUGCUUGAACCUGACGUUGAAGAGCAUUAUCCGUCUUCUAAAUGCGUGCCCGCGGCUAACGCACCUGAGUUUGACUGGAGUCGCGGCGUUCUUGAGGGAAGAGUUCCAGCAGUAUGGGCGAGAAGCGCCGCGCGAGUUUACAGAGCAUCAAAGACAGGUAUUCUGCGUGUUCUCGGGCAACUGCGUGCAUAAGUUGCGAGACUACCUCAAUACGGCAUCGGAGUACGAGAAUCUCCGGGAGUCGACUCGACGACAUCAGCACCCCUACCCCUCCGUUGCUAACCAUGCCAAUGGUGUCGUCCCAUGGGUCGCCGCCGCAGACGCUGAGGCGGUGGAGGAUGCAGAUGGCGAUGUGAUGGGAGGCUUUGACGGAACCGAAUUAGACAUUAACAACGCGACCGCCGCGCCUCCCCGCCUCCUCCAGCGCCGGUCGCCCCGCCUGGGCAUAUGCUCCCCAUCAUCGGCCAAGCGCCAAGUCCCCAAGGCACACCCGAGUCUGGGCUAUAAGUCCGGGAUAUAA